Molecule: messenger RNA, 1977 nt
Organism: Cyphellophora europaea CBS 101466
Lineage: Eukaryota; Fungi; Ascomycota; Eurotiomycetes; Chaetothyriales; Cyphellophoraceae
Product: translation factor GUF1, mitochondrial
Exons: 1
Coding region: 1-1977 (658 amino acids)
Biological process (GO): positive regulation of translation
Cellular component (GO): mitochondrion
Molecular function (GO): mitochondrial ribosome binding; GTP binding; GTPase activity
Source: RefSeq, a predicted model, not a curated record
AUGCGAUCAUGGCUGCAGUCCUUUGUCUGGAGGACUACGGCCUCUCGCGUCCCCUCACGCACAUUUCAACUUGCCGGUAAAACGCUCCGAUGCGCUCAACCUUUCUCCUCAACAGCCCGAACCUCGAAGUACAUUGCUCCUUCAGAACUCGAGCAGCGCAUCGCAGCGAUUCCCGUUGAGCGCUACCGCAACUUCUGCAUCGUCGCCCACGUUGAUCAUGGCAAGAGCACGCUUAGUGAUCGGCUCCUCGAGCACACAGGUACCAUCGAACCGGGGUCCAACAAACAAGUCCUAGACAAGCUGGAUGUGGAGCGCGAAAGAGGUAUCACUGUCAAAGCUCAGACAUGCUCGAUGCUGUACAAAUACAAGGGCGAAGACUAUCUUCUGCAUCUCGUCGACACGCCAGGUCAUGUGGACUUCCGCGCCGAAGUCUCUCGAAGUUAUGUCAGUUGUGGAGGCGCCAUCCUCCUCGUAGACGCCAGUCAGGGCGUCCAAGCACAGACUGUCGCCAAUUUCUACCUCGCUUUUGCUCAGGGCCUGGAGUUGUUACCAAUAAUCAAUAAGGUCGACCUGCCCCACGCCGAUCCGCCACGUGCGUUGGAGCAGAUGAGGGAUAUGUUCGAGCUUGAUACAGACAAUGCGGUGCUCGUCUCGGCGAAGACAGGCCUCAACAUCGAGGCUGUGUUGCCAACGGUUAUCGAGAAGAUUCCGGCUCCGAUCGGUGAUAAUCACAAACCACUCCGCCUCUUCCUCGUGGACUCCUGGUAUUCAUCGUUCAAGGGAGUCAUUCUUCUUGUGCGCAUCUUCGACGGCCAGGUCAAAGCUGGCGACCAACUCGUCUCCUUCGCUACAGGCAACAAAUACAUAGUCGGCGAAGUCGGCAUCAUGUACCCUGAUCAAACGCCUCAGAAGGUUCUUCGCGCCGGCCAAGUUGGCUACAUAUAUUUUAAUCCCUCGAUGAGGAAAUCGUCUGAAGCCAAAGUCGGUGACACUUACACGCGGGUCGGUCAAGAAAAGCAAGUCACACCUCUGCCAGGCUUUGAGGAACCUCAACCCAUGGUCUUUGUUGCCGCUUUCCCGGUUGACCAGGGUGAAUUUGAGCAUUUCGAAGACUCGAUAACCCAACUCCUACUGAACGACCGUAGCGUCACCAUUCAAAAGGAGUCGUCGCAAGCCCUUGGCGCCGGCUUCCGCCUCGGUUUCCUGGGCACCCUACACUGCAGUGUAUUCGAAGACCGCCUCCGCCAAGAGCACGGUGCUUCUAUCAUCAUCACGCCUCCUACUGUUCCCUUCCAACUCAAAUACCGAGACGGCAAGACGCGUAUCAUCACCAACCCCGCUGAAUUUCCUGAUGAUGAUGUUGCGCGCAAAGAUGUUGUAGAGCUCCUCGAGCCAUACGUCCUGGCUACUCUCACUUUCCCGGACGAAUAUCUCGGCAAAGUUAUUGAGCUGUGCGAGUCCAACCGCGGCGAGCAGAAGGCCCUGGAAUAUUUCACCUCGGCGCAAGUAAUCCUUAAAUACAACUUGCCUCUCGCACAGCUGGUGGAUGACUUUUUCGGCAAGCUCAAAUCAUCCACAAAGGGGUACGCCACCCUCGACUACGAAGAAGCUGGCUACAAACCCUCACAUAUCGUCAAGCUUCAGCUUCUUGUCAACAAGGAGCCUGUUGACGCUGUCUCGCGCAUCAUGCACCACUCUCAGGUGCGACAUACAGGCAAACAGUGGGUGGAGAAGUUCAAGGAACACGUGGACCGACAGAUGUUUGAAGUCGUGAUCCAGGCAGCUGUGGGACGGCAGAUUGUGGCACGAGAGUCGUUGAAGCCCUUCAGGAAAGAUGUGUUGCAGAAGUUGCACGCCAGUGACAUUACGAGAAGACGGAAGUUGCUCGAAAAGCAGAAGGAGGGAAGACGGAAGCUGAAGGCUGUCGGCAAUGUGGUUAUUGAGCAUAAAGCAUUUCAGGCUUUCCUGGCCAAGUAG